This is a messenger RNA of Toxorhynchites rutilus septentrionalis, 1704 nucleotides long. RefSeq lists its product as uncharacterized. Gene Ontology annotation, molecular function: nucleic acid binding. The transcript has a single exon. Lineage: Eukaryota; Metazoa; Arthropoda; Insecta; Diptera; Culicidae. The coding region runs from base 1 to 1704 and encodes 567 amino acids. Gene Ontology annotation, biological process: DNA integration. The record is from RefSeq and is a predicted model, not a curated record.
AUGAACUUUACGUCAACGAUCCUCUGGUCCGAUAGCCAGGUUGUAUUGGCGUGGUUACGCAAAUCGCUUGAUUCCCUGCAAGUAUUUGUUCGACACCGAGUCGCAGAGAUCACGUCUAAUAGCCAUUUCACUUGGAAGUACGUGCGAACAGACCAGAACCCUGCAGAUACCGUAUCGCGAGGACAAUCUGCCAAUGGGUUAGUUGAAAACGAUGUUUGGUGGAAUGGACCAAACUUUUUGCGAACAGUGGACUACCAAGCAGAAACACCAGUCACUCUAGCGGAUCGUGAAAUUCCUGAGCUGAGGGUUCAAUUGAUCGCAUUAACAGUGAUGAACUACGACGAAUUCCCGUUACUGACUAAAUUCAACUCGUUCCGAAAAGUUCAACGAAUUCUGGCAUACGCACUACGCUUUGUUUCAAAUGCUAGAAAGAAGAGAGAAGACCGGUUGCUCUCGCCAUACCUCACUAUACCUGAACUUCGGACGGCUUUACAUUUGAUAGUAGGAGCUGUUCAACACCAAGAAUUUACGAAGGAAAUCGAGUGCAUCAGGUCAGGAGAGUCCAACCACUGUCUAAACAACUUGAGACCGUUUCUAGACAAGGAUCUGUUACGAGUAGGUGGUCGAAUCAGCAAUUCGCAACUACCAUUCGAGAUGAAACAUCAACUGAUAUUGCCUGACAAGAGUCCAAUCGUUCGUGGCUUAAUUGCUGACAUACAUCGAGAAAAUCUUCACACCGGAAGCAGCAGCGUCCAAUAUCUUUUGCGACAACAAUUCUGGUUGGUCAAUGCGAGAUCCACUAUCAGGAAGGUGUUAAAAGGUUGCGUUUCAUGCUUCCGAACGAAACCCACUACGAUUGAUCAACAGAUGGGAGAUUUGCCGUCGUAUCGUGUUACCCCUGCCCAAGCUUUCGAGAGAGUUGGACUUGAUUUUGCGGGUCCAAUUUUUGUGAAGCAGUCAGUACGGAAAGCCACUCCAGUGAAGGGAUACAUAUGCGUAUUUGUUUGUAUGGUGACGAAGGCCAUGCAUCUGGAAGCUGUAGAAAAUUUGUCAGCAGAUUUAUUCUUAGCUGCAUUUCAGCGAUUUGUGUCCAGACGAGGAUUUCCGAAGGAGGUGUUCAGCGAUAACGGAACCAAUUUUAUCGGUGCACAAUCAGCUCUACGAGAUUUGUAUCGACUUUUCAAGGAAGAAACAACGCAAAACAAGAUCUUCGAGUAUUGCCAAGCAAAGCAGAUUAACUGGAGAACGAUUCCACCCAGUGCACCACAUUUCGGUGGGCUUUGGGAAGCUGGAGUAAAGAGUGUGAAAACAGUGCUGAAGAAAGUGUACCAAUCAACAUCGUUGACGCUAUUCGAGCUAUCCACCCUGUUAUGCCAGAUCGAAGCUAUAUUGAACUCAAGACCGUUGUAUUUCUUAUCAAGUGACCCGAUGGAACCAGAAGUUUUGACUCCUGGUCAUUUUCUCAUUAACCGUCCACUUUUAGCUGUUCCCGAACCGUCAGUAGUUGAAAUUCCGACCAACCGCUUAUCUCACUGGCAGCGCAUUCAACAAAUUCGUGAACACUUCUGGAAGCGCUGGUCGAGAGAAUAUGUCACCGAACUGCAAGUGAGAGGGAAGUGGACCAAGCAAAAGACAAACGUUAGACCAGGAAUGAUUGUUGUGCUGAAGGAUGAUAAUCUUCCCCCUCAAUGCUGGCGACUAUGA